GAACCCAGGACCUCUGACUCCCAAGCCCAUUAGGCCACACCGCUUCUCUAGAACACUUCACCUCUAGCAAGCUGCAUCGCCUAGGCUCAAGAGACCGCGCGAGCCUCCCUGUCGAUGCUAUCCCAUCUUUUCGGCCUCGGUUAUUCCCGCUUUAGUAGACCGGGGGUAUUUCUGGAGCGCUUACCGUGUGUAGAGCACCGCACUAAACGCUUGGGAGAGACACGUUCCGGCCAACAGCCCUGCCCAACCCCAAGUGGAUUCUCUCCUCGUCGAACAUUCCGGGAAAGGAAUCGAGAACUGAACGAUCUAGGGAUGGGAGCCGUAACCACGGUGAGGAAACAUUCGUUCACUUGAAUCCAGGCCACCGGACGAUCGACUGUCGUGGACGCCUCCAGCGGAGCUGUUUGACCCAGAUUGUUCCUCUCCUCGCCCCCCAACCUCCCCUUUUCCGCUCCUCACCCGCCUCACCUUCCCGUCGGCGCGGGAUGAAGAGUCGAGACCAGAAAAUGACGUUUGGAAGCGUGAUCGUUAUCAGAAGAGAUGGAACGGAUGGGACCUGUUACCCUUUAACGACUACGACGUGCUGGUUUGGCCGGAAAACCGACUGCGAUAUCCGUAUCCAGCUCCCUCAGUGCUCUAAGGAGCACUGCAGCAUUGACAUUAACCAGGACAGAGAGGCCGUCCUGACCAACUUCAGUACUGUCAAUCCCACCCUUCUGAAUGGAGUUCAAGUGGUCAAAAAAGUCACCCUGAAGCAUGGAGAUGUGCUGACGAUUAUCGACCGUUCUUUCAGGUUUGAAUAUCCCUCGGGAGAUCAUCGUCGUGGAAGAGCGACGAGAUGUCCAGAAACCAAAACCGUGAAGGAGAUCAGAUCCAGACGCUCCGGUGAUCCUGAUAAAACCAGGGACCCGAAAACCCCGGACGCGGGCGAGCCCCAGCCGCGAGUCGGCGAUGGGAAGGAGGAGACUCCGGGGCGAGAACUCGGCCCCAUCGACAACCGGCGGCUGCCCGGCGAGCCCGCGCGGGGCAGCGGCGAGAAGGAAGCCGGCUCCCAGUUCGGCAGGCUCCGCGUUUCCCUCAAGCAGGAGAUCGGAGCCACGCCGAGGCGGCGCGGCUCCGGGGACGCCGGAGGGACGGGCUACGGCGCUCCCGCCCCGGCCUCCGCCGAGGGCCCGGCCGGCCCCCGCGGCCGGGCCAAGGAGAACCGGGCCACCCCCCGCCGGACCGGCCCCCCGGCUUCCCCGAAGGUCGGGGGGACCCCGUCCCGGAGGCGGUCGUCCGCUUCGAAAGAGAACGAGCCGGACGCGCUCUCCCCCCCGGAGCGGGAGGGGAGCCGGGCCGCCCCCGAGAUCGUCGGCAUCCUGAAGCGCAAGAGCGAAGCGCAGAGCAUCGAGCAGCCCCCGGACCCGUCCGGGAGAGGGUCCGUGGAGCACCGGGCCAAGAGGUCGCCGGACCGGCACGCGGCGUGCACCCCGAAAUCCCAGCUGCCCCGCGGCCCGCGGGCCGACACCCCCCGGGCGGCCCCCGGCCGGGCCUCGGGAGAGAGGGGAGGAUCCGCCGCCGAGGGGGAGGAUCCGCCGGCGAGCGGGAGGCUCGCCCCCGCCGACGUCCGGAAGGCGGCCCGGCCCGGAGAGGGGGAGGCCGCGGCCCGGGAGUCGGGAGACCCGACGCGCCCGAGCGGGGCCGAAGACGCCGACGGCCGGGAGGGGGGACCGCGCCCGGGGGCCCCGGCGUCCGAAGAGGUCGGCGCCCGCGACCCUCCGGGGACUCCCCCGGCCGCCCGAGGAGCCCGGAGCCCGGCCGGCGGGUCGCGGGGGAGCUCCUCCGGGGAGCCCGGCUCGCCCCGGGCCGCCCGCCGGCCUGCGGGAACCGGUCGGGAAGACUCAUUUUCCCCGAACUUCAAAAUCAGGACCACGGAUUCGUUACCGCUGCCUUCGAAGAGGAAGAGGGUCUCUUUCGGACGGAAGCUGGCGCCCGAGUUGUUCGACAAGAGGUUGCCUCCCAACUCGCCCCUGAGGAGAGGGGCCACGCCGAUUCGGCUGAACGCGCCCGUUCGGCUGAACACGCCCGUGGGCGUCUCCGCUCGGGCGCUCAUCAGGAAGUACGGCGUCGAGGCACUCUCUGCGAAGCGUGGGGGUCGGUCUUCCCCCCGGGUGCCCGACGCGUGCUCUCCGACCCCCGGCCCGCGCCGGCCGGACGUCGGGACCCCUCGCGGGUCUCCCUCCGGCCCCAAAUGGCUCAAGUCCCCGUACCUGCAGCGGGUGGCGGCGGCCCCCCCCCCGGCCCGCCCGAGGACCCCGAAGACCCCGAGGAGCGGCGGCCGCGGCGGAGGGACCCGCCCGAGGACCCCGAGGAGCGGCGUCGGCGGCGGAGGGUCCCGGGCGGGCACGCCCCGAUCCAGCCAGAGGAGGAGCUGGAGGCUGCUUGUGCGCAAGGCCACUCUGCUGGGAGGAUUCGGACUCCCGUCGUACGCCGAUAUCGUCAAAAUGGGCUUGAAACAGGGGCAGAAAUUCAUGGUUAAGAGACGCGUCCUGAAGAGAAACGUCCGGAGGAAGCUAAAGGUCACCACGAAGACUCCAGCCAAGGAAGUGGAGAACCCCUUCAGCACGGGGCAUGCCAACUCCCCGUGUACCAUAAAGAUAGGAAGAGCUCAUCUUGGCAAGGAACCCCCGAAACCGGUGGAGGCAAGUGAAGAGUCGAGAGUUCCAAAACCCGAGGCGGACCAAUUGAAAACGGAUUUAGUGCAACCGCGAACAGAGGCUGUUGAAAACGGUCAGCUUGGGACCAGAAGAAUCAAGGACCAGAGAAAAAGUCUAAAGGUGCUGGGAAGACAAAGGAGGAGUAAAGCGUCUGCGGACUCCCCGUAUAGAGCGUGCUCAGGAAAGCCGCGCCGAGUAAACGACCCGAGGACACUGCUGGAGAAGACUGAUGAGGCCGAAGGAACGGUGGCUUCAUCCCCUUCCGGGAUCCUGGAGAAGUCGGAAGAUUUGCCGAAUGAUAAUAGCCAGAGGAAGAAGUCAAAGAAAACGGCGUCUUCCGUAGGGAGCAAACUGGGGGCGAAGUCCGAACGGGCUCCCCCGAAAAAGUUAGAGCCCGCGGAAGCGUUAUCGGCCGUCAAGAGGCUCGUGAGGACUCCGAAGGUAAAGGCAGCUCCCGUGGAAGACUUAACCGGCAUCCAGAGGCUCAUGAGAACUCCCAAGCGGAAGAAGGGCCCCUCUCAGGAGCUCGUGGAAGAUCUCACGGGACUCAAGAGACUUAUGAAAACCCCCAAGGAGAAGACCUACCCCGUGGAAGACUUCGUGGGUGUCAAGAGACUUAUGAAAACCCCCAAGGAGAAGACCGAACCCGUGGAAGACUUCGUGAGCGUCAAGAGACUUAUGAGAACCCCCAAGGAGAAGUCCGAGUCCGUGGAAGACUUGGUGGGCAUCCAGAGGCUUAUGAGAACCCCCAAAGAGAAAGCCAAGCCCGUGGAAGACCUCGUGGGGGUCAAGCGACUCAUGAGAACCCCCAAGGAGAAGUCCGAGCCCGUGGAAGACCACGUGGGGGUCAAGCGACUCAUGAGAACCCCCAAGGAGAAGUCCGAGCCCGUGGAAGACCUCGUGGGGGUCAAGCGACUCAUGAGAACCCCCAAGGAGAAGUCGGAGCCCGUGGAAGACCUCGUGGGGGUCAAGCGACUCAUGAGAACCCCCAAGGAGAAGUCGGAGCCCGUGGAAGACCUCGUGGGGGUCAAGCGACUCAUGAGAACCCCCAAGGAGAAGUCGGAGCCCGUGGAAGACCUCGUGGGGGUCAAGCGACUCAUGAGAACCCCCAAGGAGAAGUCCGAGCCCGUGGAAGACCUCGUGGGGGUCAAGCGAAUCAUGAGAACCCCCAGGGAGAAGUCCGAGCCCGUGGAAGACCUCGUGGGGGUCAAGCGAAUCAUGAGAACCCCCAGGGAGAAGUCCGAGCCCGUGGAAGACCUCGUGGGGGUCAAGCGAAUCAUGAGAACCCCCAGGGAGAAGUCCGAGCCCGUGGAAGACCUCGUGGGGAUCAGUCGACUCAUGAGAACCCCCAGGCAAAAAGCCGAGCCCGUGGAAGACUUUGAGGGUCUCAGGCAACUUAUGAGAACCCCCAAGGAGAAGGCGGAGCCCGUGGAAGACUUUGCGGGUGUCAAGCAACUUUUGAAAACCCCUGAGCCCGUGGGAGAGACUACGGAAGACCUUGGCGGGCUUAGUGGAACCCCCAAGGCAAAGGAGGACCAACCUGCGGAGCAGCAAGAGUCAGAGGAGCGUAUGGAUGAUCUCGAAAGCCUUGAUGGACCCCGCGAGGGAAAGGCGGAGCCCGGGGAAGGCCUCCCGGGACUCGAGAGGCCUCCGAGGAUGCCCGCCAAUGAAACGGAAUCGCGUCAGCCCUCAGCUCUACCCGACAGCCAGCCGGAGAAACCCACCCCUGGAAAGCCAGCGCUUCAGGACGGGAGAAACGCCAAGCCAAGGGGCCGGUCGGGAGAGAAUUCGUCCACGGCUCACUCGCCGCAAGUAACGGAAGAUGCGGGGAUGCAGGAAGAUUCAACUAAGAAGUCUAUCAAGAAAAAGCGUGCACCCAGAGCCAAUAUUUCCGUAAGUGAAGAGAUUCACCCCGAAGAAAGCCUGGACAGAACUCUCCGGGGCCGCGCCUCCUCGAGAUCGAAAAGCCGAAGCGAAACCGAAGAAGAACGUCGCCUUCGUAGUUCGUCGGGAGAAUCGGGCCCCGGGACGCACAGCCCCACCUCCUCGGAGACGGAGAGCGCUGGCGACGACGCUUCCGCAGCCAGAUUGGGACGAAGGAGGAAGGGUUCCGAGAUGCGGGAAGACGGCGGUUCCUCGGAGCUCCCGGCUCAGACAGGCGCCCAAAGUGAGGAAUUCGCGGAGACCUCCCUCGUGACCGGGACCGAGGGGCACGACCCGAAGCUCCAAAGGAACGCGGAGCGCAGGGAGUCGGGGAAGCAGCUCAUCUCCAUCGACUUCGUCCCGGAGAGGGCGGAAAUCCUCUUCAACCAGGAGUCUUCUGUAGUAGAAGCAAGUAGCCUGCGGGGGAGGGUUCAGUUUCAACUGGAAGAACCCGGCCCUCUUCCAAGGGGACGGCCCGCUAACUCCGAAGAGGUCGACGGGCGCGGCGUCUCUCCGGGCAGCCGGCGGGGACGUCUCUCCGCUGAGGGGAAGGCCGGGCCUUGCUUCCCGUCUCUCACGGCAAAGCCGAGCUCACGGAAGAGCAACGGCGGGAGGGAGGAAAUCCUCCCGGAGAAAUUGGACGCAUCCAACGGCGCCGCCUCGCCUCCCGAGGGGAUUUCAAGGAGCUACGGGACCGAGCGAGGCCCGGCUGAUGCCCGGGAGGAAAUUUCCGGUUGCCCCACGCAUACCGGGGGCAGAAUGAAGUCCAGGCUCUUAGAGAAGAGGGGCGAGGAAACGGCCACCGCGGAGACCGUCACCCGUAAGCCUUUGGAGACCAGAGCGAGGGCUUCCAGAGCUGGCAGAGAGGAGCCCGGGGCUCUGGAGAGUGUCCCCGGCAAAUCCGACCCGCCCAGCUUAAUUUCCCACUGGGCCAUGGGGGACGCCCAGCAGCUCAACCGAGAGAGCGCCAAGCCUUCACCCGGCCCCCGAGCCCGGCCGCCCUCGGGGUCCCCGGGCCGGGCAGCGUCCGCGGCCGGGGCGGGAGCGGAAGCGGUCCCUCGGGGCGGAAGGCGGCCCUCGACGGCCGGAGCGGAGAAGGGGACGGGCGCCCCGGUCCGGAUCGCGCCUCACCCUCCCGCCACGCCUCCGUCGCCGGAGAGGCCGGCGUCUCGGCUGAGAAGAUUUGGGAGGAAGGGAGCGGGCGUGACCGGCGAGAACGGGCCGGCCGCAGCGAGGGCGGUCGAGGCCCCAGCCGCCCGGACGGUUGCGGCCCCCUCGCGGCCCACCGGGUCCAGACGGCUGAGGGGUAAAGAGCCCGUCUCCGGCGAGUCCUCUGCUCAAGAAGAUUACUCCGGCUUCUUCGAGAGCAGCAGCAGCAGCAGCGAGCUGCCUUCCAGCUGGGAAACCACCGAGGGCUCUGGGGACGCCCUCCCGACGGCCUCUCGCCCCCCCAAGGGCCCGGCCCCGUCGCGGGUGACCAGGUCCAGGAGGCUGAGGGGAAAGGAGCCCGAGUCCAGCGAGACCUCUCCUCCUGAAGAGUACUCCAGCUCCUUCGAGGGCAGCAGCGAGCUGCCUUCCAGCCGGGAAAGCAGCCGGGAAACCACCGAGGACUCUGGGAACGCCCUUCCGACGGCCCCCCGCCCUCCCUCUGGCCCGGCCCCGUCACGGACCACCAGGUCCAGAAGGCUGAGGGGAAAGGAGCCCGACUCCAGCGAGACCUCUCCUCCCGAAGAAAACUCCAGCUUCUUCGGGACCGACGGCGAGCGGCCUUCUAGCCGGGAAACCGUCACGGGCUCGGGGGACGUACCCGCGGCGGGGCCGGCCCCCUCACGGACCACCAGGUCCAGGAGGGUGCUGACGAGAGCGGCCGAGGUUACCGUCGGCCCUCGCGCUCGAAGAAAGCCGGGAGGAUCUUCCCAAGGGGACCCGGGGAAGGAUCCCGCGCCCGAGAAAACGGAGGCCUCGGGGACCGAGGCGGAGAUGGCGGCUCCCCCCACCGCCCUGCCCAAGCUGUCGGGCUCUGAGAGAGCCGUCCGGAAGACCGCCCGCUCGGCCGCUGAGCCCCUUCCUCGGGCGGGAAAUCGGGAGCAGGGAGGAAACGCCAGAGCGGCGGGCGCCAAGGCUCCUGGACAGGAACACCUGCCCCUGGUGGCCCCCGCGCGCCUGACGAGGGCGAGGCUGAAGGCGGAAACCCCGGACCCCCACCUCGAGGGUGAGGACCCCAAGAAGAAGCCGGCCCUGGCCCAGGGCACUAGCUCCUCGGCCUCCCUGACCCGCAGGUCCGCUCCGGCACGCAAGCGCUGCUUGCGGGGGACUGAAGACGUCACCAAAAAGUCCAAAACAGCAGGAGGCGAGGACGGGGCCGUCCGGCGAAGAGGGAGGAACAAAAAGGAGAGUCUGGACGACGACCCGGUCCCCAGAAUGAGAACGAGACAGACCAGGGGAAAAUCCAAUUAAUGAUGCCGAGCGGCGGACGUCCGAAGCGUCUCUCAGAGCUUCGUCUUGUUUGGGUUUUUUUUUAAUCGAAAUUUUUAGAAAUGUGAAUUUGUACAUAGUUCGACCGGUGGUUGAUUUGUGGAGAGGUUCAUCUUCUGAUAUUUCAUCACACGGAAUGGUUCUUCCACUCAGCCUGAAGAGCUGCUUUCUGUGCUUUUCUGGGCCGUGGGAGACUUUGCCCAACCAAAGCUUGGGAGAAAACGUGGCUUUUCCUUUUCCUGCAGGGAUAUAAUUCAAAGAAACUAGCUACUGAACGUCUUAUUUUUCAUGAAACCUUUUUAAAGAAUAUAUAUGUAUAGAGCAAUCUUUUUUUUAAAAAAAAAAAAAUACAGAUUUUUUUUCAGCUUUAUUAGGAGAGGUUGUUGAUUUUCAUAGGCUAUCUAUGCAAACUUUUAAACUCUUUUGUAAAGUAGUCGAGUUGUUUUUUGAAGAUAAUAAAUUGUAUUAAUUGUU
Molecule: messenger RNA, 7571 nt
Organism: Ornithorhynchus anatinus (platypus)
Lineage: Eukaryota; Metazoa; Chordata; Mammalia; Monotremata; Ornithorhynchidae
Product: proliferation marker protein Ki-67-like
Exons: 17
Coding region: 486-7079 (2197 amino acids)
Biological process (GO): regulation of mitotic nuclear division; regulation of chromosome segregation
Cellular component (GO): chromosome; nucleus
Molecular function (GO): protein binding
Source: RefSeq, a predicted model, not a curated record